This is a messenger RNA of Labrus bergylta (ballan wrasse), 1546 nucleotides long. Lineage: Eukaryota; Metazoa; Chordata; Actinopteri; Labriformes; Labridae. The record is from RefSeq and is a predicted model, not a curated record.
AUGGCGGAGGAUGGUCUGCUGGGAUACAUGCGGCCGGCUGGUCACCGCGUCAUCAAAGUCCCCCCAAAGAGUGACGUGCUGGUGUGGGUCAGCAGGGGUUGGGCUCGGUUGGGCCCAAGAGAAACAGACUACCGCGCCCUGGUGGAAGCGCUGCCAGAGACCGGCAACGUGGGAGUAGCCAGAAUGCUGGCAAUGGUUAAAAAUGGCAGAGUCCCUAUGAGAAUUUGUAACCCACACCCCUACCAUCUGACUCUAGGUCGGUACCAGAAGCUUGGCAAGCUGUACCACGUAGAUGAAGCUGAUGUGCAUGGACCUAGUGACCUGAAUCUAUCCCUGGAAGGUGACUGUAAAUGGAUCCAGUGUGAGUGGGCGCGAGCUGUCCGACGGAGCAAAACCGUGGCGCUGACGGACCCCGGCGUGCAAGGAGUGCUCUCAGAACCCGAUCCUGCCGACAACGCCAAAAUUUGCAUGCAAGGAGUGGAUGAUGUGACCCAGCAUGGCAGAGGUUUGGCCCUGGCUGACUUCAAUGGCGAUGGAAAGACAGACAUCGUCUACGGCAACUGGAAUGGCCCACACAGACUUUUCCUGCAGGGCAGCAACUCUAAAUUUCGGAACAUAGCCACUAGAGAAUUUGCUACUCCCUCGCCCAUACGCACGGUCAUCGCUGCUGACUUUGACAACGACAAGGAGCUGGAGGUGUUUUUCAACAAUAUAGCCUACAAUGGCCUCUCCCCUAACAGGCUGUUCAGGGUGUCAAGGAGGGCAGAUGCAGACCCUUUGAUUCAGGUGCUUAAUGUGGGCGACGCUGCAGAGCCUCAGGGACGAGGAACAGGUGGCACUGUGACAGACUUGGACGGGGACGGACAGCUGGACCUGCUGCUGGCACAUGGAGAGAGCGCCAGGCAGCCAAUCUCUGUCUUUAAGGUCACGCAGGGCUCAUCCAACAACUGGCUGCGGGUCAUCCCUCGCACCCGGUUUGGCGCUUUCGCCCGAGGAGCCAAGGUCACGGCCUUCACCAGUCAGAGCGGAGCUCACACUCGCAUCAUCGACGGAGGCUCUGGGUAUCUGUGUGAGAUGGAGCCUGUCGCCCACUUUGGUUUAGGAAACGAUCAGGUCACGGUGCUGGAGGUCUCCUGGCCAGAUGGCAGCUCCUUCACUCGAACCCUGCAGCCUGGUGAAAUGAACUCAGUGGUGGAAGUCACCUAUCCCAAAGAAGGGGAAACAGCUGUGCUUGCCAACGACACGCAGUGUGGUAAAGGUUUUACCGUGCAGAGUGGCCAGUGUGCAGGUCUGUGAGGAUAAUCAGAUGGAGUUCCAUAUACGAACUUUCUGAGCAAAAUGCAAAGCUGUUAAAGAAAACCUGAUUUUAGAAUGCUUUGUUUUAUCUGUACUUUAAGGACAGUCCUUUUUCUCUUUACUCUAUGGGUAGCUUUAAUAUUUUCUUUCUUUUUUUAACUAAAAAUGUCUUUAGUAAACUGCAACAAAUCAGUAUGGUGAUGGUAUGGAUUAUCAUCGAUUGCAACAAAUAAAGUCUUCGGUACUUAGA